GCGAUUUCAUUCAUCCAAAGACUGCUAUCGCAUCCUAGCACGGAACAGUCACACGCAGACGAUAGGGGCUACCGAGCGAAUUGCAGCGCAUAUAAGGGACUCUGGCGCUGCAGACGCUUCUCGAGGCCAGGGGGUGAAACAUAUUGCAGCCCAGCUUCCCCAUGGCUACACACACUAGUCACUAUGAGUGCUGUUCUGCGCGGACGAUGUCGUCGAGUGAGAGAGACACAAACUCCUCGGGGAACCAGCCCUGCUGCCCCCUCUCCUCCACCCACCCAUACGUCCACCCGUGAGAAGCCCGCUCAAUCACCUGACCACACACAGACAAAAACCCAUCCACAUCCACCCACAGCCUCAAUGCGGCGUGCAUUGUGCCGACGCUCAUUUGACCCACCUGUAUUUGGUCUUGCGGGUAGACGGUAAGCAGUUCGCUCCCACCGUAUUCUCCUUUCUUGGCGCGCCAAUACCUCGCCGCACUCAGCACUUCUGCUUCCUCGUCUUUCUCCUUCCCAUUCUCGCUGCGACCCUCGCCGGGUCGAUAGUCAUGCUCAGCCUCUUUGCUGUCGUUUCUUGCCGGGCUGCUGUCGUCUUCUCUAGGUCUCAGUUCCUCGAUGCUCUGUCUCAGCCGCUCCAGGAAAGAUCCAGCGGCACUCGUGUUCUCGCGAGACGUUGAUUCGGAAGCGGCCUCUGUGUCGGCUGUUGUCGUCCGCAGGCUGUCGGCCUGGAAGCAGGGCUGCUUGCGCUUGGCUGCCAUGGCACUGUGUGGGGCCAGUGAAGGCACGCUGCUGCGGUGGCCGACGGAUGUUUCCAUCUCUGCCGGUCUUGAGGAAGCCUCGCUCGCACUGCAGCUGGAGCCUUGCAAGUAAGGCAGUUCCAGAGAGAUAAUGCCGUCCUGCUGCUGCCUUGAUAGAGAGAGCCCGCUUGCAAGCAUUCCGUGUGCUGAGCAUGUUUGUGAGCAGGUUUGUGGUGUCUUCCGUGUGGGCCUGUCAUCGUGAGCAUCGCGUCUCUUGGGAGAUUUGGUUGGUUUCGCUGGGGUGCUUCCCAGCACCAACGCAGUCGCCCUCUUCAGUGGCGAUACCGACCAGGAUGCCGCCUCUUCUCUAGUCUCUUCCUCGAAGCUGCCGAGUGUGCUGCCCGCCGGAUUGGCGAUGGAGUUUUGUGGGUGCACCUCGUCUGCAGGUUGAGUUUCGGGUCGGCCAAGCCACAAGAUGGUCGCCGGGGUUUUGGCAGUGAGGCGCUGUCGCGACGAGUUUGACGCCUUCAGCAGGCUUCCAGGGCCCAAUGCAAGUGUUCGCCCUUCAUCAGAUGAUUGGUUCAUUAGGUAGCCCGAUUCUGUCCGACGCAAACAGUGCAAAAUGUGCAUCGAAGGAGCAAGGCGUUCAUGUCUCGUUUCGUUCUUACCGAUUACGCCGGUAGGCGACCUGGAUUGGCCAUCCAUAGAAGGGAUUUCCACCUUCGCUCCUUCAUGGUAGAUCUCCAUCCUUGCAUUCGCGAUGAGAUCCUCAAGCAGGUGUAUGUCUGGCUGCUCGUCAUGAGCCAUCAGAAUCUUGUACAGCCACUGACGACGAGCAGCAUGGAGCGUGUCUCCCUCUUUGCAUGCCACAGCACCGGUCGGUUCCUUUGGGAUGCAUGUGGGUCCAUCUGAAUGCAUCGUUUGUACCCACGCAGGCACCGCUGGCUUCUCAAAACCGUCGAGAGAUGCUGUGAGUGAGGCGAAGGAAGCUUCGUGCUCUUUUGUGUCGACGACCUAAAGAUUCGGAGAGGGAUGACAGUUGCUGAAGCGUCUGGGCAUCCCAUCUGUAUUCUACCUGGUCGCAUGUGGGCAAGACAGCAUCGAUAUUCUCGCUUCUCAGCUCAUGCAUUCGGAUUGGCUGUCCACCUGAACCAAGAAGGUGCAUUGCCAUCCAUCCAGCCUGCUGCCUUCUCGUUACUGUUCACUGCCCUCCUACCUGGUCUGAGCGGAGGAAGUGUCUCGCCGCUUGCAGAGCCAUCAUUUAUCAGAUCUCUCUUCUUCACAUAAUACUCGAGUGCACCCACCUGCAGACAGCGAGGAGCAGUCUGUGAAAGGGAGUGAUUGGCAGGGAGCCAUUGGAUGUGGUUGUAUACCUGAGACGAUUGCAGGAAAUGGAAACGGACGUCUUCGUGGAUCUCCGCCAGGGCGCGGCGAUGGCUGGCCACUGAUGCCUCCAGCAACCUGACGACAGGCGAAAAUGCGUUAAGUCUUCAAUCAAUGCACGACUAAAUGAGAGCCACGUGGGUGAGAGUGACGCAUACCUCAGCUUGUCUUCGUAUGGAGAGCAGAUGGCAUCCGCAUGCUGAACGAAUGAUGUAUCGGCAAAGUCAUGUCGAGACAGGCAGAUCGCCUUGCACCAUGCUCACCUGUUGCAGCUCUGCUUCCUUGGUACUGAUGUUUGUCCGCAGUGUCUGUGUGAAGGCGAAAUGCAGCUGAAUCUAGCUGUGCUGUCUAGCGUUUUGCGUUGAUUCUGUACUUUGAAUGUGUUCCGAAUCCUAUCCUUGAACGAGUGCAGCAGUCGUCGCAUCUCCAUCUGUGGUGAGACAUAUCAAUUACGGAAACAGCAAAGUCAUCAAUCGGUAGUCUAAAUACCCAUGCCGUCUGACCUUCUGCUGCUCUGCAAGAGAAACGAUCCGCCUCAGCCGUGCCACGUACUCGUCCACCUGGCGGGCCUCACUCUCGAGCUGUGCACACAGCCACACACAUGUAAGCAGGGCUCGACAACGCAGAGAAGCGCUGCUUCUCCUUUACCUUCUCUCUGUAUCCUGUGCUUUGGCUCCCCUGCGCAGACGUAGAGGCGCCCACAGAGUCCCCACAGUGCUGAGAUUGAAGUGCCGACGCCGAGGGCGCUACGUGUGCUUCAUGUGACAGUUCUCGAGGCUGUCUUGGGCGCUGCAUAUGGAGAGAAAAAUGACAGCAAAGAAGAGACAUCGUUCCUCAGAUAACUGCACACUUGUGUCUGACUGACCUUUGCAGUGCUGCCAGCCAAUGAGCGGAGCCAGGCGUCCUCGAUAGCGGCCGAGCCGAUGGUGUGGCCCUGCAUGUCUGGGGCUUCAUGCCGGAGGACGCAGCACUCACUGCAGAGGAACGAAUCGCAGCUUCUGUGCACAAACACAACAGAGGAAAAAGCGGAUGCACUCAAAAACUGUCUUUCCCCGUGUGUGUAUGACGUACCUGCAGAACAUCGUUGCCCUCACCCGACCGCAGCUGCAAGUGCGCUGCGAGGAUGCCAUUAGAGAGUCCGUGAGUGUGAGCGAGGAACGACGUCCAGACGCGUUCGGCAACACCACAGACACUGCGUCAUCCAUCAUCCUAUCCCUUCUUGCAGUGAUUUC
Messenger RNA from Vitrella brassicaformis, 3348 nucleotides. The record is from the annotation of a GenBank genome assembly. Lineage: Eukaryota; Vitrellaceae.